CGACAGCAGAAGAGGCCAGGAGACAACGGCAGAGUGCUGCGUGGGCCAGGCUCAGCAGCAAGCUUUGACGAACUCAUAGAUCAGCCUGUUUGUGCGCCGUUCGAGGCGGCCAAUUCAUUGCUCUCGGUGUUGUGAAGGCGUUGGUUGCGUCGGUUCGGUUCGUCCGGUGAUGGGCAUAGAGUUCAUGGGAUCUGACGAUGCGCCUUCGAUGAGCGGAUCUCCCGCCAUCCUGCACUACUACCGCACACCCGGGCUGUCCGAGUACAAGCGGCAGGGCCUCCUGCAGGAGGUCAGAACAGACAUCGCAAGCGAUGUGGUGAGCCGCUGAGCCACUCACAGACAGCAGAUGGGUCGUGCAUUGCCCACACCACCACCUGCCCCUGCUUUUGUGUGUGUCUGCAUCACUCCGUAGGAGUCGCUGGACACCGAGGUGUGUUACAACGUGGAGGUGACUGCCCCCCUGACGGCCAAGGAGGAGGAUGCCCUCACGUACCUCCUUAGCGAGACCUUCGAGCAGCAGCAGUUCGGCAGCAAGUCGUUCCUGAGGGAGCUGCAUGCCUCGAGGGGCGGCAAGGGCGGCAUCCUAGAGGUGGGGCCGCGGAUGACCUUCUGCACUGCAUGGUCGUCCAAUGCAGUGGCCAUCUGCCACAGCUGCGGACUCACCAAGGUCUGUCUGCCAGAGGCGCACAGAGGAUGAGAGGGGAGGGGAUUGUUCCUCUCUCUCGUGUGUGUGUGUGUGCAGGUGACCCGCAUCGAGCGCAGCCGACGUUAUCUGUUCGCCUUUGGGAAGGCGAGCGACCCCACGACCAAUGUGCAAGGUCCGGUCCGCAGAGGCAUCCGAUCCAUCGAUUUGUGUACGGAUCUGUGUGUGUGGAUUGUGUUGUGUUGUGUUUCGCCGCAUGGGUCAUCAGACUUCCUGCAGGAGGUGGCGCCCAAGGUGCACGACCGCAUGACCGAGUGCGUCUACCCUUUCCCCAUCACCUCGUUCGAACUCAAAAUCAAAGUCAGCACACACACACACACACACACACAAUCUGACAGUAUUUGUGUAUCUGUUGUGUGCUGUGUCGUGUGCAGCCGGAGCAUUGGGUGUCUGUCGACGUGAUGGGCAAGGGCCGUGCCGCCCUCGAGGCCAUCAACAAGGAAAUGGGCCUCGGAUACGACGAACAGGUCACACACACACAAACACACACACACUCAGAGGCACCCACCCCAGACACCCGCUCGUUCAUUCGGCCAUGGCCCCCCACUGUGUUGUGUGUGCCUUGCAGGAUUUGGACUACUACACUCGUCUGUUUCGUGACGAGCUGAAGCGCAACCCCACGUCGAUCGAGUGCUUCGACCUGGCCCAGGGCAACAGUGAGCACAGCCGCCACUGGUUCUUCAACGGCAAGCUCGUCAUCGACGGCCAGGACAUGCCCGAGACGCUCUUCCAGCUCGUCAAGAAACCCUUCAAGAUAAACCCCAGAUUUAGGUGGGCUGAUCUCUGUCGUCCAUCGGUGUGUCUGUGUGACACUCGUUCAUUCAUUCAUUUCGUGGAUGGAUGCAGCACUGUCGCCUUUCGCGACAACUCGUCGGCGCUUCGCGGCUACGUCCACCAGAACGUGCACCCAUCGCCUGAUGUCGACGGCAAGGCCGCGCCCUACAAAGUAUGUCUGCCUGCCUGCCACAUACAAAGACAGGCAUCAUCAAUUCGCGCAUGCGCACGUGUGUCUGUCUGUGUGUGUGUGUGUGCCCAUCCAUCCAUGCAUCGGUGGAUCAGUCUGUGACGAAGGACUACGACCUGACCUUCACGGCAGAGACGCACAACUUCCCAUGCGGCGUGGCGCCCUUUCCCGGAGCUGAGACCGGCACUGGCGGGCGAUUGCGGGACGGGGCAGCCACAGGCCAGGGGUCACUCAUCAUCGCCGGCACGGCGGCAUACUGUGUGGGGGCACUGAGAAUCCCUGGGUGGGUGAGCGGGACAAAGAGGGAGGGAGGGGGGGUGAGGGGGGCAUGUGUGGAUGGAUCGACGUGUGUGUGGGUGAUUGGAGUGGUGCAGGUAUGACAUGGAGUGGGAGGACUCGGCCCGUGAGUGGAGCUACCCGUCAAACAUGGCGGACCCAUUCGAUAUUCUCAUCGAGGUCACACACACACACACACACACUCUCACUGAUGACGACUCGACUCACACGUGCGUGUCUCUGAAGCUGCUGUGUCUCUGCGUCUGCGUGUGUUGCGGUGGUGCAGGCGUCGAACGGUGCGUCCGACUACGGCAACAAGUUUGGCGAGCCCAUCAUCCAGGGCUACACACGCUCCUUCGGACUCAGACUGCCGGACGGAGAACGGUACUCACACACACGCACACACGUGCCCACACACACAACCCGCUCAUGUGUGUGUGUGUGUGUGCUGGUGCACUCAUGUGCCGUGUCGUACGACGCAGUCGUGAGUGGAUCAAGCCCAUCAUGUUCACGGGCGGCAUCGGGCAGAUGGACCACCGACACAUCAACAAGGGAGACGCCGAGAAGGACAUGAAGAUCGUCAAGAUCGGCGGACCCGCAUACAGAAUCGGUACACACGCACACACACCCAUACACAGGCACUCAUCGGUCCUCCUUGUGCGGUGUGUCCACAGGGAUGGGUGGCGGGGCGGCCUCAUCGAUGGUUGCCGGCGACAACCAGGCCGAUCUCGACUUCAAUGCCGUCCAGCGAGGAGACGCUGAAAUGGAAAACAGGGUACACAACACACACACAAACAGCACACAAGGAUAACCCCCAACCAGCGUGGUAAUACCUUCCUGCAUGGUGUGGUAUCAGGCCAAUCGUGUGAUCCGUGCGUGUGUGGAGCUGGGCGAGGCAAACCCCGUUGUCUCGAUCCACGACCAGGGCGCGGGCGGCAGCGGCAACGUCCUCAAAGAAAUCACCGAACCGGGCGGCGGGUUCAUCGGUCAGCGACAUUCCCUCCCUCCCUCCCUCCCUCCCCCUCUCCCACACACCCCUACACAAAGGGCACUUUCGCUCUCACUUCCAAUCAGACAUUCGGAAGAUGUUGUGUGGCGACAAGACCAUGUCGUUGCUGGAGCUGUGGGGGGCCGAGUACCAGGAGAACUACGCGCUUCUCAUCCGCCCCGAGUCGGUGGAGCUGUUCGACACCCUCUGCAAACGUGAGAAGGCCCCGUACAGCGUCGUUGGGCACAUCACUGGUACACUCACACUGACUGCCCCAAUCCUUUCUCCGUCCAUCUCAUCUCCAUCGCUCUAUUGUUCUCUGUGUGGGUGUGGGUGUGUGUAGGCGAUGGGAUCGUGCGUGUGUGGGAUGCCGAGGACGGCACAACACCAGUCGACCUGCCUCUGGAGAAGGUGCUGGGCAAGAUGCCACAGAAGGUCUUCAAGAGCGACAGAAAACAGUCCAUCAGCAGACCACUACAGGUCAGCACGACAGACAGGCAAUGAGAGGCAGGCGGGCUGUCAUGUGUGUACGUGGGUCGGUCGGUCGGUCGGUUGUGUGUUUGUUGUGUGCAGUUCCCGGCUGAUGUGACGGUCAUGAGUGCGCUUGACCGUGUGUUGCGGCUCAGCUCCGUGGGGUCGAAGCGGUUCCUCACCAACAAAGUCGACCGGUCCGUCACGGGCCUCAUCGCACAACAGCAGUGCGUCGGGCCGCUGCAGGUACCACCUCACACAAUCACAGACAUACACAUGGAUGGAUCCCUGCUGUGUGUCGGUAUCCGGCCGUCGACAGUUGACUCUCUCCGAUGUGGCAGUGGUUGCCCAGAGCCAUCUCGGCACGACAGGUGGCGCGACGGCCAUCGGCGAGCAGCCCAUCAAGGGCUUCCUCGACUGUGCCGCCAUGGGCCGGCUGGCAUGCGCUGAGGCGCUGACUAACCUCGUGUGGGCCAAGGUGACGGCUAUCGAGGACGUCAAGGCAUCGGGCAACUGGAUGUGGGCCGCAAAGGUCAGAUCAGAGAGAGGGGAGGGGAACGAUUUCUUUCAACGGCUGCACUGCAUCUGUGUGUGGUGGGUGUGUAUGGAAUGCAUGUGUGUGAGUAGAUGGAGGGCGAGGCGGCGAAUAUGUACGACGCUGCCAAGGCCCUCUCGGACUUCAUGAUUCAGAUCGGCAUGGCCAUCGAUGGAGGCAAAGACAGGUCAGCCAACCCCACACCAACCCACCCCCCAUACACACCCCCUGCUGCCUCCUUUCAGUCUGUCCAUGGCCGCGCGCGACCCCAUAGCGAAGGAGACGGUCAAGGCCCCCGGCGAGCUGACGAUAUCGGUGUAUGCGCCGUGCCCCGACGUCAACCUGACCGUCAUGCCCGACCUCAAGUGCGGCGGUGAUGGUGUGCUGCUGCUGAUCGACCUGGACCUGAGGGGCUGGUGUCUGGGCGGCAGCAGCCUCGCCCACUGCUACGGACAGAUCGGCGACCAAUGCCCUGACGUCGAUGUGAGUGGGGGAGGCCACAGACGGGAGAGGACAUGGGGGAGAGAGAGUGGUCUGCGGCUGUCUGCAGGCUGCAUCGCUGAAGAACGCCUUCAACGCGGUGCAGGAGCUGAUUAAGAAGCGGCUCAUCACCGCGGGCCACGACAGAUCUGACGGCGGGCUGAUCACCACAGGUGUGCACCCGCAACAGACAAGCACUCAACAUCGCACACACGUGACAGCCCUCCCUGUGGUGUGUCGUCGCAGUGCUGGAGAUGGCCUUCGGCGGCAACUGUGGCGUCACCAUCGCACUCGACAGCCUCCCGGCAUCGGUCGACUUCCUCCACGCCCUCUUCAGCGAGGGACCCGGGCUCGUCUUUGAGUGCGCCAAGGCCAACGAGGCGGCUGUGCGUGAGGUGCUGCAAUGGCACGGUAUGGGCGCGGCGAGUGUGCAUGCGAUUGGGGGAGGGAGAAACGACACCAAAGUCGAGGUAGGUUGAGAAAAAGAGAUGCGGGGGGUGCCUUGUCAUGGUGCGGUGUGAUGUGGUGUGAUGUGGUGUGUGCAGGUGUCCGUGGGUGGCAAGGUGCUGCUGUCCGAUGACGUGAGGCAGCUGCGGGACAUCUGGGAGGCCACCAGCUUCCAGUGCGAACUCAGACAGGUAGGUGAUAACCGACACACACCACACGAGAGCCUCUGUUCAUUCAUUCACCUGUGUUUCCUUAUCAUCUCUGCAGUGCAACCCCGAGUGUGUGGCUCAGGAGCGUGACGGCCUCAAGCACCGCACAGCCCCGCCCUUCAAGCUGACCUUCGACUUCCACCCCACCUCUGACGCCAAGCUCACUCAGGCCGACAAGAUCAAGGUCGCCAUCAUCCGGGAGGAAGGCAGCAACGGCGACAGAGAGGUAGGAACCACAGACACACAAGUGUCCGCCCGCCCCACAGACAGACACACGCACACACACGUGUGCCUGUUUGUCUGUGUGUCUGUGUGUCUGGUAGAUGGCGACGGCCUUCCACAUGGCAGGCUUCGAGGCGUGGGACGUGACCAUGACCGACAUCAGCAGCGGGCGCGUCAACCUGCAGGACUUCAGGGGCGUCGUCUUUGUGGGCGGCUUCAGCUACGCCGACGUGCUCGACAGCGCCAAGGGGUGGGCGGCCACCAUCCUGCUCAGCGACAAGCUCAACGGGGAGUUCGAGGCCUUCUACAAGAGGAACGACACCUUCUCUUUGGGCGUCUGCAACGGUAGGUACUCCAGCCAUCAGGCUGGCUGGCUGGCUGGCUGGCUGGCAAGUAGUCGGUCGGUCAGUUCUGCCACCUGUUUGUUUGUGCGUGUGUGUGGCUUCAGGGUGCCAGCUGAUGGCCCUCUUGGGGUGGGUGCCCGGACUUGAGAAGAACAUCCCACGCGACAAGCAGCCAAGGUGGGCGGCGAUCGCGAUCGCUCUACUCACACGUGACCUGUUGUUCCCUCUCUGUCUGUCUGUCAGGUUCAUUCACAACGCCAGCGGCCGCUUCGAGUCGCGAUGGUCGGCCGUGCGCGUGGAGUCGAGCACAUCCAUCAUGCUGCAAGGUAUGAAGCACACACGCCCAUCUAUCCACCCACACCUCCGCGGCUCCCUGUUUGACUGACGUCAUGUCAUGUGCGUGUCUACUAGGCAUGGAGGGCUCUACUCUCGGCAUCUGGGUGGCCCACGGUGAGGGCCAGGCCUAUUUCCCCGACCCUAGUGUGCUCACACAGUGCCAGCGGGACCGAGCCAUCCCCCUCACAUACGUCGACGACCAGAACCAGCCCACCGAGGCGUACCCCUUCAACCCCAAUGGCUCACCGCAAGGCAUCGUCGGCCUCUGCAGCCCUGACGGCCGCCACCUGGCUCUCAUGCCGCACCCGGAGCGGUGCAUCCUCACCUACCAGUGGCCGUACGCGCCGCAAGGGUGGACCAAACAGCACAGGGAGGGGGAGCUGUGGGGCCGGCACGUGGCACCCUGGAUCAAGAUGUUCCAGAAUGCACGACAGUGGUGCGAGAGAAAUGCCUAGUGAGUGGCUGGGUCUGUCGGUGGCUAGCGAGGUGGAUGCGUCAGUCGGGCGGCUGCCUGACUGUCUCGUGUGUGCGUGAUGACUGGCUUGUCUUUUUCCCUCUGUCACUCACUCUUCUGUCUGUGUGGUGUGAAUCAUAUCAUGCUGGCCGAUCGACCAAUGUGGUCAUUUUUUGAAUGUCGUCCGUCGUGUGGCGUGAUCGAUCGUGUCCGUCGGUCCGUCCCGAGAGAGUGCGUGGCGAUCGAGUAAGGCCCUCUGGAUCUCGCGAGCAGUGGCGGGAUCCAUAGGACAGUUUUCGUGUUUGUUUAUGUGUGUGUGACAGUCAGUCAGCUAUGUCUCUGUCUGUGUGCAGCGACCGAUCGCCCACUGAAUACGUAGACGUACACACAAUCGCAAUCAAUCGGCAUUUCCCGCG
Vitrella brassicaformis is the source of this 6845-nucleotide messenger RNA. The record is from the annotation of a GenBank genome assembly. Lineage: Eukaryota; Vitrellaceae.